Raphanus sativus (radish) is the source of this 2059-nucleotide messenger RNA. RefSeq names its product regulatory protein NPR5-like. Gene Ontology annotation, biological process: plant organ development. NCBI's taxonomy places the organism in Eukaryota, Viridiplantae, Streptophyta, Magnoliopsida, Brassicales, Brassicaceae. The transcript is spliced from 2 exons. Bases 310 to 1761 code for a protein of 483 amino acids. Gene Ontology annotation, molecular function: protein binding. The record is from RefSeq and is a predicted model, not a curated record.
CACACACACACACACACGCACACACACAAAAAAUAUCUAAGACCACAAAGCAUAAGAAUCCUUCUUUCUCUCUCUCAUAGAAGAGCAAGAAAGCUUCAAAAGAUCUUUAAAAGCUUAAGAUUUUCUCCCUGCUAAUUUUUCUCCUUUUUUCAAAUACAAAAGAUAAUCCUUAUCUUCAUCCUCUCGCCAGCCAACAAAAUCAACCAAAGGAGGCAACUAUUUUUCUGUUUUCUGAUUAUUAUUUUUUUUUUCGCCUAAGAGUUCUUGCUAAACCCUAACUUUUCCUAAAGAGACUUGAAGAAUCAAGAAAUGAGCAGCCUCGAGGAAUCCCUGAGAUCUCUGUCGUUAGAUUUCCUAAACCUUCUAAUCAACGGUCAAGCUUUCUCCGACGUAACCUUCAGCGUUGAAGGUCGUCUAGUUCACGCUCACCGUUGCAUCCUCGCCGCUCGGAGUCUUUUCUUCCGAAAAUUCUUCUGUGGGACCGACCCACCACAACCCGGUGCAGGCAUAGACCCGACCCGACAUGGAUCAGUACCCGUUAGCCCAACAAGAGGCUCCCAGGCCCCAGCUGGAGUCAUACCAGUGAACUCAGUCGGUUACGAGGUGUUUCUUUUGCUGCUUCAGUUUCUUUAUAGCGGACAAGUUUCGAUCGUGCCGCAGAAACACGAGCCGAGGCCUAACUGUGGAGAGAGAGGAUGUUGGCAUACCCAUUGCUCAGCCGCCGUCGAUCUUGCUCUUGAUACUCUCGCCGCCUCUCGUUACUUCGGCGUCGAGCAGCUCGCAUCGCUCACUCAGAAACAACUAGUAAGCAUGGUGGAGAAAGCCUCAAUAGAAGAUGUGAUGAAAGUGUUAAUAGCAUCAAGGAAGCAAGACAUGCAUCAGUUAUGGACCACUUGCUCUCACUUAGUAGCCAAAUCAGGUCUCCCACCAGAGAUUCUAGCCAAGCAUCUCACCAUGGAUGUUGUCGCCAAGAUUGAAGAGCUUCGUCUCAAAUCUUCAAUAGCUCGACGUUCUCUAAUGCCACAUCACCACCAACAUGAUCUCACCGUUGCUCAAGACCUCGAAGAUCAAAAGAUAAGAAGGAUGAGACGAGCUUUGGAUUCAUCAGAUGUGGAGCUAGUUAAGCUAAUGGUUAUGGGAGAAGGACUCAAUCUUGAUGAGUCAUUAGCAUUGCAUUACGCUGUUGAAAGCUGUAGUAGAGAAGUUGUGAAGGCUUUGCUUGAACUUGGAGCAGCCGAUGUGAAUUACCCGGCAGGUUCCGCUGGGAAAACACCGUUGCACAUCGCCGCUGAAAUGGUCUCUCCUGACAUGGUGGCUGUUCUGUUAGACCACCAUGCCGAUCCAAAUGUAAGGACGGUCGGUGGAAUCACUCCUCUUGAUAUCCUUAGGACGUUAACUUCUGAUUUCUUGUUCAAGGGGGCAGUUCCUGGAUUGACUCACAUUGAACCGAACAAGCUAAGGCUCUGCCUUGAGCUUGUUCAAUCUGCUGCGAUGGUGAUAUCUCGAGAAGAAGGAAACAAUAAUGAUCACAACAACACGAUUUACUCUCAGAUGAACGAUGAGCGCAAUAGCGGAAGUAGUGGAGGAAGUAAUAACAAUUUGGAUUCAAGAUUUGUGUAUCUCAAUCUUGGGGCUGGUGCGGGUCAGAUGGGUCCGGGUCGGGAUCAUGGAGACGACCAUAACAGUCAGAGGGAAGGUAUGAGUCGACAUCAUCAUGACCCAUCUACUAUGUAUCAUAACCAUCAUCAACAUCACUUCUAGUUCUCUUUCAGUCUCUGUCUCGGCCAUUAAGACACAAUCUAUAUUUAUUAUUUAUUAAUUUAGUUCUUUGUAUUUUCAUAUAUUUUCUUUUGGUUAUGGAAAUGCGGACAUACAAGUAGAGUACGAAGAAGAGUGGCAUAGAAGAUUUUAAGAUCAUGCAUUAUAUAACUAAAAGACUUAGGUUAUUUGAUUUUUUUAUCUAUUUCUCUAGAAAUGUUUAAUCUAGUUCUCUGUAAUUGUAUUGAUUAGUCCUUUGUUUAAUUUUGCCAUCAAUUAAUUCCUUAUCUUUCUACCCUGA